GCUCGCAGCGCCCGAGCCGCCGGCGGAGCGAAGGUGCCGCCGUGCGCGGCCCGCCGGGCGCCGCGGCCUGCGGGCGCCGCUGGUUGGCGGCGGGGGGACACGUGAGCGGGGAGGCGGCGGCAGCGGCGGCGGCAGCGACAGCGGGAGUUUCCCCGACAGCUGGAGGUUGCGGCGGCGGCUCCUCCUCCCCGGGUCCCCGCUAGAGCCCAGAGACCCCCCGCGCUCCUCCUUAUUGACAAACGCACAAAGGGCCGCGCCGGGGCCGGGCCGGGACGCGUCUGGAGCCGGCAUGGGAGACAAGAAGAGCCCGACCAGGCCGAAGCGGCAGCCGAAACCCUCCUCGGACGAGGGGUACUGGGACUGCAGCGUCUGCACCUUCCGCAACAGCGCCGAGGCCUUCAAGUGCUUGAUGUGCGACGUGAGGAAGGGCACCUCCACACGGAAACCUCGGCCUGUCUCUCAGCUGGUUGCACAACAGGUUCCUCAGCAAUUUGUGCCCCCUACACAAUCAAAGAAAGAGAAAAAAGACAAAGUAGAAAAGGAAAAAAGUGAAAAGGAAACAACAAGCAAAAAGAACAGCCAUAAGAAAACCAGGCCAAGGUUGAAAAAUGUGGAUCGAAGUAGCGCUCAGCAUUUGGAAGUUACCGUUGGAGAUCUGACAGUCAUUAUUACAGACUUUAAGGAGAAAACCAAGUCACCACCUGCUUCCAGUGCUGCUUCUGCAGAUCAACACAGUCAGAGUGGUUCUAGCUCUGACAACACAGAGAGGGGAAUGUCCAGGUCAUCUUCACCCAGAGGAGAAGCGUCGUCACUGAACGGGGAAUCUCAUUAAAGUUUAUUUCCUCCAGUUUCAUUAGUCUCUUCAAAACAUGCAAAUACGUAAGUGCUGUCACCACAUUUUCAUGACAGAUUAGUCAUGCAUAAUUGAUAUGUUGACUAGAACAUAAUGCAGUUUAAAAAAAGAAAGAAAAAAAGUGCAGUGAUAGUAACAGCAUGAAGCUGAGUCAGGGGAGGUUUAGGUUGGAUACCACAAAAGGUUUCUCACCCAGAGGGUGUUUGGGCACUGGAACAGGCUCCCCAGGGAAAUGGUCACAGCACCAGCCUGACAGAGCUCGAGAAGAGUUUGGACAACGCUUUCAGGCACAGGGUGUGACUCUUGGGGCUGUCUUGUGCAGGGCCAGAAUUUGGACUCGAUGAUCCUUUUUGGUCCCUUCCAACUCAGCUUAUUUUGUGAUUAUAUAGUAAUUUAAAUGCUAUCACAAAUGCUUAUGAAGCAUCUUCAGACCAACUUUUUAAUCUACAUGUGUAAGGGUGCCAUGAAAAUGUGGUUUGAAUGUUCAUUAUGCAGUGUUACAGUAUGUCCAUUUUCACUUUUAGUUUAGUGAAUUCUAACACAACUCUUGGAAUCUCUACUAUUGGCAUGUACUGAAUUUAAAUUUUUAUAACAUAGUUCAAGCUGCCUAAAUAUGUAUUAUUUGAGAAUUGUGAAACAUAGUUAUAUGUAUGCAAGUCAAAGAUCAACUUAAUCAAUUAUUGCUGCAACAGAAUUUUCAUAAUAAUUAUCUUCUUAAAAACACCUGCUGGUACUUGGUGUGGUUAAAUAGGAAAAAUGUUAUUAAAGAAAACAUUUGUAUGGAUUUUUGCCAAUGUUUGACACAUUUUACUAGAUUACUGUUACUGAAUUAUGUUGAUGGUUUUACCAAUAUUUUUUGACACUUAAAACACUUAUUGUAAUGUUUACAAGCAAAAUAGAAAACACAUUCUAAGUAUUGAUUCGUUAAUCUUGCAAUUCAGGUAAAGUACUGCAUUGUCGCUGUACACUGGUAUUUUGUGUUGUGUAACAAAUACUGAACCUCAGAUGGUGAUGCAUUUGGCAAAAACUAUUUGGAAAUAUGAAAGUUUGGAAAAGCUUUAAAAAGAACAGAUCUGCAGUUCUCAUUUCUGCUUAGUGCUGUUUCCUUGCCCCAGAUUUUUCUAGUGUCACAUAGUCACUUAUCAUUUCAGUACAGGAAUAUCAGAUGUUGCACAAGAAUAAGGAAAUAAUAAUUCUAUUAUUUUUUUUGUUCCUGAAUCAAUCUCUUUAGUAUUGAAUUGGCCUGUUAGAAUAUAUUAUGCCAUAAAUCAUUGGAAAAAGACUUAUGGCAUAAGCUGUCAACAUUCACGCACUUAGCAAUAUACUGAAAAAGAGCAAAACUAAAUACAAUACCACCUGGUAUUAUGUAAAAUUACCAAUAAAAUAUUUUUGUGAAUA
This is a messenger RNA of Zonotrichia leucophrys gambelii, 2251 nucleotides long. RefSeq names its product YY1 associated factor 2 (gene YAF2). Gene Ontology annotation, cellular component: nucleus. Bases 290 to 832 code for a protein of 180 amino acids. Gene Ontology annotation, molecular function: DNA binding; transcription coregulator activity. Lineage: Eukaryota; Metazoa; Chordata; Aves; Passeriformes; Passerellidae. Gene Ontology annotation, biological process: positive regulation of DNA-templated transcription. The record is from RefSeq and is a predicted model, not a curated record. The transcript is spliced from 4 exons.